Messenger RNA from Plenodomus lingam JN3, 276 nucleotides. Lineage: Eukaryota; Fungi; Ascomycota; Dothideomycetes; Pleosporales; Leptosphaeriaceae. The record is from RefSeq and is a predicted model, not a curated record.
AUGCUCAUCAGAGGUCAUUACUCGAGCACGAUGAUGCAGAAUGAGAAUCACCUGGAUAAUCGGACUUAUUGCCAAAUAGCUGCUCAUUCCCCAGUAAUCAUUACCUGUCUUCACUCGCCAAUGCCCACACAUCCGCUUCCGCGAGCGAAGAACUCUAGCGAAGAAGUUGAUCCCGAGGGAGCGGGUGCGCUAUUGCAUUCGCCGUUUCAUGACAUUGCCGUGUCACUGUCAGGCAUCCAGGUGGUCUAUCAUGUCUCGCGUGCAAACAUGCAGUAA